AUGUACAAUUUAAACGAUAAAAUUGUUUUUGUCACUGGUGGUGCGACUGGUAUUGGAGCUACGGUUGUUAAAUUAUUCCUCGAAGAAGGGGCUAAGCACGUCACCAUAACAGAUGUAAACGUGAACGCGGGAAAACAAUUGGAAAAAGAAUUGGAAACAAAAUUCAAAGGACGCGUUAAAUUUGUCAAAUGUGAUGUCAGGAAUGAUGAAGAACUAUUUGAUAUCUAUAAGACAAUCAUUCAUGACCAUGGGUUUAUAGAUGUUGUGAUAAAUAAUGCGGGUAUAAUGAAUGAUAGUCCUGAUGUAUAUAGGACAGCGCUCAAUGUCAAUAUUAAUGCCUUAAUAACAAAUACGUUAAAGGCUAGAGAACUCAUGCGCACGGACCGUUCAGGCAGAGGUGGGAUAAUUAUGAACAUAUCUUCCAUUGCGGCAUUAAUUCAGAAUCCAGUCCUACCCGUCUACUGUGCAACUAAAAGCGCAGUCCUGCAAUUUAGUAUUUGCAUCGGAGCUCAAGAAAACUAUGAGAAAACUGGUGUUAAGGUGAUGACCAUGUGCUUCGGUCCUACGGACACAAGUCUACUGAGUAAAGAGAAAAUGAAACCGUUUGACGAAGAAUUGACGGACGAACUAUAUGACUCCAUUAAUCUAUUUCCUCUUCAAAGUGCCAAUUCUGCAGCAACGGGUUUGAUAGAGGCUUGCAAGCGCGGUGACAGUGGGAGCGUUUGGCUAGUCAUUAACAAUAAACCCGUUGAAGACAUUACUCCAGUUGUGAAAAAAGCAUAUGGCUUGCUCACUAGUCUUGUUAUAUAG
This is a messenger RNA of Pieris macdunnoughi, 810 nucleotides long. The record is from the annotation of a GenBank genome assembly. Lineage: Eukaryota; Metazoa; Arthropoda; Insecta; Lepidoptera; Pieridae.